GGGUGAGUGUGGCGGGCGGGCUGAACUGAGGCGGGCCGGGGACGCGUUCCGAAUCGCGUUCCCUCUGUGUCUGCGGAGCCCCUCGAGCCCUUCGUGGAGGCCACAGAUAAAAAGGCACACUGCUUAUCUUGACGAGAGGGCUCCGUAGGACAUUUUCCCGGGGAGACAGAGCCUCGACACUCAGAGUGUCUGGAAGCGUGUGUCCUAGGAUCUCGGAGGAGGAAUGGGGCUAACUGGGGUAGAGGGGAGAUCGGCGAAGCCUGACUCCAAAGGAAAAAGUGGAAGACGAUUUUAGAGACUGUGGAAAAGGGCUCUAAUCCUACCCGUGUCUCGCUUUGGGGGGGUUGUCCGUGAUGAGGAAGAAAGGAAAUCCUUAAAUGGAGGCCUUGACGGAAAAGCGUUUGAGGAUUCCGCAAACAUCGGGUCUUAAUGUGGAAAUGAGUUCUCAGCAGUUUCCUCGGUUGGGAACCCCUUCCCCUGGGCUCAGCCAGGCACCUUCACAGAUCGCAAACAGUGGUUCCACAGGCUUGAUAAACCAGGUUGCCACAGUGAACGAUGAAUCUGGCCGAGAGGCUGAUGUUGGUGCCAGGGAGCACGUGGGUGCUAGCAGCUCCCUGCCACCCCGGGAAGAGAAGCAGGAGCCAGUCGUGGUAAGGCCUUAUCCGCAGGUACAGAUGCUACCUGCACACCAUGCCGUCGCUUCAGCCACUCCUGUUGCAGUGACAGCCCCGCCAGCACACCUGACACCAGCAGUACCACUCUUUUCCUCAGAAGGACUCAUGAAGCCACCCCCGAAGCCCACCAUGCCUAGCCGCCCCAUUGCGCCUGCUCCCCCUUCUACCAUGUCCCUUCCGCCGAAAGUUCCAGGACAGGUUACUGUCACUAUGGAAAACAGCAUCCCUCAAGCUUCAGCCAUUCCUGUGGCAACAAUCAGUGGACAACAGGGGCAUCCCAGUAACCUGCAUCACAUUAUGACUACAAAUGUUCAGAUGUCCAUUAUCCGAAGCAAUGCUCCUGGGCCCCCUCUUCACAUUGGAGCUUCCCACUUACCUCGAGGUGCAGCUGCUGCUGCUGUGAUGUCCAGCUCUAAAGUAACCACAGUCUUGAGGCCAACUUCACAGUUGCCAAAUACUGCUACGGCCCAGCCAGCGGUACAGCACCUCAUACACCAGCCAAUCCAGUCUCGUCCACCUGUGACCACCUCCAGUACGAUCCCUCCUGCUGUGGUAGCCACGGUCUCAGCCACCAGAGCUCAGUCUCCAGUCAUCACUACGACAGCAGCACACGCUGCUGACUCAGCACUAAGUCGGCCCACUUUAUCUAUCCAGCAUCCGCCAUCGGCAGCCAUUAGUAUCCAGCGUCCUGCACAGUCUCGCGAUGUGACGACGAGAAUCACACUACCUUCUCACCCUGCGUUAGGGACACCGAAACAGCAGCUCCAUACAAUGGCCCAGAAAACCAUCUUUAGUACUGGCACCCCAGUGGCUGCAGCUACAGUAGCACCUAUUUUGGCAACCAACACCCUUCCUUCAGCAACCACAGCCGGAUCUGUGUCGCACACACAAGCUCCCACGAGUACAAUUGUUACCAUGACAAUGCCCUCCCAUUCAUCCCAUGCCACUGCUGUGACCACCUCAAACAUCCCAGUGGCUAAGGUGGUGCCCCAGCAGAUCACACACACUUCCCCUCGGAUCCAGCCUGACUACCCCUCAGAGAGGAGCAGCCUGAUUCCCAUCUCGGGCCAUCGGGCCUCUCCCAAUCCUGUGGCCAUGGAAACCCGAAAUGACAACAGGCCUUCGGUUCCUGUUCAGUUCCAGUACUUUUUGCCGACUUACCCGCCCUCUGCAUACCCUCUGGCUGCUCACACCUACACCCCCAUCACCAGUUCUGUGUCCACUAUCCGACAGUACCCAGUUUCAGCCCAGGCCCCAAACUCCACCAUCACAGCUCAGACUGGCGUUGGUGUAGCAUCUACAGUACACUUGAACCCCAUGCAGCUGAUGACAGUAGAUGCUUCCCAUGCUCGACAUAUCCAGGGGAUCCAGCCAGCACCCAUCAGUACACAAGGAAUCCAGCCAGCCCCCAUUGGGACAUCAGGGAUCCAGCCUGCACCAAUUGGCACACAAGGAAUCCACUCAGCAGCCCCAAUCAACACUCAGGGGCUCCAGCCAGCAACAAUGGGUAAUCAGCAGCCGCAGCCUGAAGGAAAAACCUCAGUGGUGUUGGCAGAUGGAGCUACAAUUGUAGCCAACCCUAUCAGCAAUCCAUUCAGUGCUGCUCCAACAGCAACAACUGUGGUCCAGACUCACAGUCAGAGUGCUAGCACCAACACACCAGCCCAGGGCUCGUCUCCCCGGCCAAGCAUACUACGGAAGAAACCUGCCACAGAUGGAAUGGCAGUUCGGAAAACUCUCCUCCCUCCUCAGCCUCCUGAAGUGACUAGUCCUCGAGUAGAAAGCUCUAUGCGGAGUGCAUCCGGGUCACCUAGGCCUGCAGGUGCCAAACCGAAGCCCGAAGUGCAUAUGUCUCUAGCCACUCCAGUCACAAUGUCCUUGGAGACCAUAUCCAAUCAGAAUGCCGAACAGCCUACCAUUGCGGUCCCACCAACUGCCCAGCAGCCUCCACCCGCCAUUCCAAGCAUGAUUGCAGCAGCCAGUCCUCCAUCGCAGCCAGCCAUUGCUCUCUCAACCAUUCCUGGAGCAGUCCCCGUCACGCCACCCAGCACUACCGUUGCUGCUGCACCAACACCGUCCGCCCCUGUGGGUGGCAGUCUCUCCACCGUUCUGGGACCUCCUGUUCCUGAGAUCAAAGUCAAAGAAGAAGUAGAACCAAUGGACAUCACGAGGCCUGUUUCCACGGUCCCUCCUCUGGGUACCAACACUGUGUCUCCAUCCCUUGCUCUGCUGGCAAGCAACCUGUCCAUGCCUACAAGUGACCUACCACCUGGUGCCUCCCCAAGGAAAAAGCCUCGGAAGCAGCAGCACGUGAUCUCAACAGAAGAAGGGGAUAUGAUGGAGACAAACAGCACUGAUGAUGAGAAGUCCACUGCCAAAAGUCUGUUGGUGAAGGCUGAGAAACGAAAGUCGCCUCCCAAAGAGUAUAUUGAUGAAGAAGGUGUGAGAUAUGUCCCAGUGCGACCAAGACCUCCCAUCACUUUGCUUCGUCACUAUCGGAACCCCUGGAAAGCUGCUUACCACCACUUUCAGAGGUACAGUGACGUCCGGGUCAAAGAGGAGAAGAAAGCUAUGCUACAAGAAAUAGCCAAUCAGAAGGGAGUGUCCUGCCGUGCCCAAGGCUGGAAAGUCCACCUCUGUGCUGCCCAGUUACUGCAACUGACAAAUCUAGAACAUGAUGUUUAUGAAAGACUUACCAACCUACAGGAAGGGAUCAUCCCAAAGAAAAAAGCAGCAACUGAUGAUGAUCUACAUCGAAUAAAUGAGCUAAUACAGGGAAACAUGCAGAGGUGUAAACUAGUGAUGGACCAAAUCAGUGAGGCCAGAGACUCUAUGCUUAAGGUUUUGGAUCACAAAGAUCGGGUCCUGAAGCUCCUCAACAAGAACGGGACUGUCAAGAAAGUGUCAAAAUUGAAGCGAAAGGAAAAGGUGUAGACCUAGAAGAAUCAGGACUUGGAAACAAUUUAUGAAGAAUGGUGAUUCGGGGGGAGGGGAAGAGGGCUUGGCUGCUUUCACAAUGGAGCAUUGAAAACAGGAGUUUUCCUCAUUCAGCUGAGGAAGCAGAGCUGGUGCACAGAAGGAUCAGAGCUGGACUGACAUGGGGAGUCCUCCUUCCUCCAGGUACAUGCCUGUUGCACCUCUGUCUUCAGCAACUCCUGAUACUCGGUGACAGACGGCCAGCUGAGUUUUCAGCCUCCCAGUCCAUAGACUGUAUUUAUCAGUGGAUUCCUGCAGGGCCUGAACUGAGCCUGGACUGAAGGUAUCCACUUGGACAAUCUGUUAUCUCUAGACUAAACAUAAAACCUCUUCUCACUCCAGUCAGUUCUUCUCUUUGACCGUCCAGUGCCCAAAAUGGCCUUCUACGGUGGUGCCACAGCACCGGAGAGCUGCCGCAUCUCACACAGAAGGGUUCCAGCGACCAGUUAUCAUUUCUUUUCAAAAGAACCAUUUCCAAGAGAUGUUAUUACAUUGUCUGAGCUGCCUGUAUCAGAGCUGAAUUCUUGUGGAGGUGGAGAGCAGGCAAUACUGAACUGCUCUGGGAUCCUGUUCUGGAGAACAUUUUCGGUUAUCUGUACUUCCCUCCUGGUGUGAUGCUGUUAAUCAUAUGUACCACGCAUCUCCAAAUGUUAAUAAAGACUAGAAGAGGUUUUUGUAGAUGA
Molecule: messenger RNA, 4333 nt
Organism: Peromyscus maniculatus bairdii (prairie deer mouse)
Lineage: Eukaryota; Metazoa; Chordata; Mammalia; Rodentia; Cricetidae
Gene: Sap130
Product: Sin3A associated protein 130
Biological process (GO): negative regulation of transcription by RNA polymerase II
Cellular component (GO): Sin3-type complex
Source: RefSeq, a predicted model, not a curated record